CUCAACAUUUAGUUCCUGUAAGCUUUCGUUACAGACAUCACAAUGCAGAGCCUGAUUAUUUAUAUUCUUACUGUAUUGUGUUUUGUCCCUGGAAAUAUUGGAAAAAAGGGAUUUGGUCCUGGAGAACAAGAAUGGGGCUAUGUACAAGUGCGUCCGUAUGCCAACAUGUUCUGGUGGCUUUAUUAUACUACGGCAAAUGUUAGCUCAUUUUAUGACAAACCAUUAAUUAUAUGGCUACAAGGUGGGCCAGGUGGAUCUUCGACGGCAUAUGGAAAUUUUGAAGAACUAGGACCUCUCGAUACAAAUCUGAAUCCGAGAAAUUAUACUUGGGUCAAGAAUUAUAACGUUCUCUUUAUUGAUAAUCCUGUUGGUACCGGCUUUAGUUAUGCUGAAACCACAUCAGGAUUCGUGAAAACAAAUGCUCAGAUUGCAAGCGAUCUUUUAGAAUGUAUGCGAGGAUUCUACAAACAAUUGCCAAAAUUUGAGAAAGUGGCAACAUACAUUACCACUGAAUCGUAUGGUGGAAAAAUGGGCGCAGAGUUUGCUCUUGUCUGGUAUCGAGCUCAAAAAGCUGGUACCAUCAAAAGUAAUUUAAAAGGAGUCGCACUCGGGGAUUCUUGGAUUUCUCCUAUUGAUUCUGUGAUGACAUGGGCACCAUUUUUACUUAGCACGGGUAUGGUUGACACGGAAGGUUUUGAAGCAAUUAACACUGCGGCGAAAAUAACAAAAGAUAAAGUGGAAAAUAAUCAAUGGGAAGCAGCAACAGAUUAUUGGGCUUAUACGCAAGGCAUUGUCUUACAAAAAACUUACAAUGUUGACUUUUACAAUAUUCUUACAAAAAUAAGUUACUCGGGGUUAAAUCUUUCAUCAACACAGGAUGUACUUUUCUUUGACAAAGAUACCAUAUAUCAAUACUUGGUCCAGCCUCAUUUUUUUUCACUCGACAGUUUGAUGAAUGGUCCAGUGAAAAAAGCACUCGGUCUCAAAGUUACUCAUGGUGUCCAAUCUAAUACAGUUUUCACGUACUUGAGCGAAGAUUUUAUGAAACCUGUUAUUCGUGAAGUGGAACUGUUACUUAAUGAAACCAACUUAAAUGUAUUCGUGUACACUGGACAUAUGGACUUAAUUGUUGAUACACCAGGUACUCUUCUCUGGGUCGAAAAAUUGAAAUGGAAAGAUGCCGACAUCUGGAAAAAGUCAAAAAGAUAUCCGCUCAUAGCCGAAAAUAUUGUCGAAGGUUAUUUUAAAGCACAAAAUAAUUUCAGGAUGUAUUGGGUCAACAGAGCUGGGCAUAUGGUUCCAAGAGACAACCCAGCAGCUCAGGAAAUAAUACUACGGGACUUAACAAACAAUGCAAACAAUUGAAUAAGAAGUAUAAUAAAAACUAGCUUUUCUCUUUAAACAUAUAUGUGAUUUCUUUUUAUACAUAUACAUAUAUGUUUAUA
This is a messenger RNA of Linepithema humile (Argentine ant), 1445 nucleotides long. RefSeq names its product retinoid-inducible serine carboxypeptidase-like. Gene Ontology annotation, biological process: proteolysis. The record is from RefSeq and is a predicted model, not a curated record. Lineage: Eukaryota; Metazoa; Arthropoda; Insecta; Hymenoptera; Formicidae. Gene Ontology annotation, molecular function: serine-type carboxypeptidase activity.